Messenger RNA from Danaus chrysippus (African queen), 1623 nucleotides. NCBI's taxonomy places the organism in Eukaryota, Metazoa, Arthropoda, Insecta, Lepidoptera, Nymphalidae. The record is from the annotation of a GenBank genome assembly.
AUGCCGAUGAUAAAUAUAGUGUCCACUUUUUCUUGCACUAAGCACAUACAACUUACCCUACCUACGCUAAAAACUUGCCAAGUUGCCAACAACUAUCCUCAAGUUUCAUUGCGAGGAUCCAAAGUAUCUAUCUCAUCUUCAGCGGAUGAACCUCCGUCCAAGAAGUCUGCUCCAUCAAUACGACUUCAUGCCGGCUUCAAAUGGAACCUGCAGGCGCUGGCUAAGGCCGCUGAUGCUGUGGAAUGCGGAGACAAAUCUCCAGUGUCAGCUCUCAAUGAGCUCGGUGUCCGAGUGUCCUACACCGUUCUGCGACACUCAGGCCCAGCACAUUGUCCAAGCUUCACUGUGGCCGUCACCGUGGCAGACAUGACGUUUGAGGGCUGGGGUCAUAGUAAACGCGAGGCGCGUGCAUCUGCCGCCCGUGCGUGUUUAGGGGCGUUAUUAGCGCGUGCGGGGAGAGUAUUAGGCGCUCCCGGGCCACAACCCGACUUCACCAGUGACGAACCACCAAAAUUUCCUGUAUCGGAGUUUCAAUGCUUGGAAACCAAGAUUCAGCAACAGGAAGCGAACAACAAACCAUCACCGCCGCCCGGUCUUUUCGGCGCGUCUGUCGUCCCAGUUCAUAAGAGCCCCAUAAACACUUUGUACGAGAACUACCCCGGACUGACGUUCACAUGCACUUAUGGAGAUGGCACGCCAUUAAAUGCACCACAAGCUCCAAUGCAGCUCAGCCAUAGCAUGAGGUUCAAGGUCGUCUGUCAGAUAAAAGAUAAGAGAUUUGAAGGUUACGGCUCGAGUAAGAAGCUCGCCAAGCUAGCGGCGGCCCGCGUGGCGCUAGGCGAGCUGACUCACGUCAUUAAAGAUGCCAAUGAACAGUCGCGAGCGCUAGCACUGCCACAGCUUUUGGCUGAUCAUGUCGCUAAAUUGGUGAAUGAGAAGUUUAAUGAACUCAUGAAGGGAGAUGCGACUCAUUCAAGACGGAAGGUGUUAGCCGGUAUUGUCAUCACUAUUGACAAUAAGAUAGAAGGAGCUAAGGUGAUAGCUGUCACUACUGGGACUAAAUGUGUCUCUGGCGAACACAUGUCAGUAAGGGGGCGGGCUGUUAAUGACUGUCAUGCUGAGGUUGCAGCGAGAAGGUGUUUUCAAAGACAUUUAUACGCCCAGUUAUUAAUGUACGCAAAUUCUGAAGACCCAUCAGUUCUCAUCCCGGAUUCAGACCUGGAGCCGGUUCCAGGUGGUGGUUACCAGCUGAAACCUGACAGACAGAUACACCUGUACGUGUCCACCGCGCCCUGCGGAGACGGCAGGAUCUUCAGCCCUCACGAACACCAUGAUACUGAACCUGAUAGACAUCCGAACAGAUUGGCGCGCGGUCAGCUGAGGACGAAGAUAGAGUCUGGUGAAGGAACUAUACCGGUGAAGAAUAGCACUAAUAUUGUGCAGACAUGGGACGGAGUUUUGCAGGGAGAACGUCUUCUAACUAUGUCAUGUUCAGACAAAGUCGCCCGCUGGUGUGUGGUCGGCCUACAGGGGGCGCUACUGUCUAGACUCAUGAGACCGGUCUACUUGAACUCACUAGUGCUUGCCUCCCUGCUUCACACUCAUCAUUUGUACCGGUGUUGA